Molecule: messenger RNA, 2478 nt
Organism: Neofelis nebulosa (Clouded leopard)
Lineage: Eukaryota; Metazoa; Chordata; Mammalia; Carnivora; Felidae
Product: zinc finger protein 420-like
Exons: 7
Biological process (GO): negative regulation of transcription by RNA polymerase II
Molecular function (GO): DNA-binding transcription repressor activity, RNA polymerase II-specific
Source: RefSeq, a predicted model, not a curated record
AUGCGGCCUCCUGGUAACCACAAAGCAAAACCUGUAGUAGAUACACAAAACCCAAAUCGAAAGGAAUCAAAGUACACCAGUAGAAAAUCAACAAAUCACAAAGAAAAAGACCAAAUCGGUGACCAGGCUACUGGUGAAGAGGUUGCAGUGGUGGCUUUAAAGGCUUUUGCUCCCACUUCAGCUGGGAUUUCUCCACAAAAAUCUUCUGAGAAAAAUCUUGAAGAGGAGAGGAAAGGAGAAAUGGCCAAUUCUCAGGGAUUGCUGACAUUCAGGGAUGUGGCCAUAGAAUUUUCUCAGGAAGAGUUGAGGUGCCUGAACGACAGUCAGUGGGAACUGUACAGGGAUGUGAUGUUAGAGAACUACGGACACCUCCAUUUCUUGGGUCUUGUUGUGUCAAAGCCAGACCUGGUCAUCUUUUUGGAACACAAGAAGGAUGUCUGGGCCGUGAAGAGAAAGGAGACAGUAGCUACACACCCAGGAAUUAAACCUUAUCAAUGCAAAGAGUGUGGCAAGGCCUUUAACUGGCACACAGCCCUUAGGAGACAUCACAGAAUCCAUACUGGAGAGAAAUCUUACCAAUGUAACGAAUGUGGCAAGGUCUUUGGGUACCGCUCAACCUUUACACAACAUCGCAAAAUUCAUACUGGAGUGAACCCUUACAAAUGUAACAAAUGUGGCAAGGCCUUUUCCCGCCAGGCACAUCUUAAUGUACAUCACAGAAUCCAUACUGGAGAGAAACCUUACCAAUGUAAACAAUGUGGCAAGGCCUUUCGGUACUUCUCAAACUUUAUAAAACAUCGCAGAAUUCAUACUGGAGUGAAACCUUAUAAAUGUAAAGAAUGUGGUAAAGCUUUUAACUGGCACUCAGCCCUCAAGACACAUCACAGAAUUCAUAGUGGAGGGAAACCUUACCAAUGUAAACAAUGUGGCAAGGCCUUUACCCGGCCCUCAGCCCUUACAGAGCAUUACAGAAUUCAUACUGGAGAGAAACCGUACCAAUGUAAAGAAUGCGAUGAAGGCUUUUACUGGCACUCAGCCCUUAAGUUACAUCAGAGAACCCAUAGUGGAGAGAAACCUUACCAAUGCAAAGAAUGCGGCAAGGCCUUUUCCCGGGCCUCAGUCCUUACAGAACAUCACAGAAUUCAUACUGGACAGAAACCUUACCAAUGUAAAGAAUGUGGUAAAGCCUUUAACCGGCUCUCAGCCUUUACGAUGCAUCGCAGAAUUCAUACUGGAGUGAAACCUUACCAAUGUAAAGAAUGUGGCAAGGCCUUUUUCCGCCAGGAACAUCUUGAUGUACAUCACAGAGUCCAUACUGGACAGAAACCUUACCAAUGUAAAGAAUGUGGCAAGGCUUUUGGGUUCGUCUCAAACUUUAUACAACAUCGCAGAAUUCAUACUGGAGUGAAACCUUACAAAUGUAAAGAAUGUGGCAAGGCCUUUUCCCGCCAGGCAUAUCUUAAUGUACAUCACAGCAUCCAUAUUGGAGAGAAACCUUACCAAUGUAAAGAGUGUGGCAAGGCCUUUAAAGGGCACUCAGAACAUACUCGACAUCACAAAAUUCACAGUGGAGAGAAACCUUACCAGUGUAAAGAAUGUGGCAAGGCCUUUAACAAGCAAUCAUCCCUUAGACAACAUGAAGGAAUUCAUACUGGACAGAAACCUUACCAAUGUAAAGAAUGUGGCAAAGCUUUUAACUGGCAAUCGGCCCUUAAGAGACAUCACAGAAUUCAUAGUGGAGAGAAACCUUACCAGUGUAAAGAAUGUGACAAGGCCUUUUCCCGCCAGGAACAUCUUGAUAUGCAUCACAGAGUCCAUACCGGACAGAAACCUUACCAAUGUAAAGAAUGUGGCAAGGCCUUUUCCCGCCAGGCACAUCUUAGUGUACAUCACAGAAUUCAUACUGGAGAGAAACAUUACCAAUGUAAAGAGUGUGGCAAGGCCUUUAAAGGGCACUCAGAACUUACUCGACAUCACAAAAUUCACUGUGGAGAGAAACCUUACCAAUGUAAAGAAUGUGGCAAAGCCUUUAACUGUCAAUCGGCCCUUAAGAGACAUCACAGAAUUCACAGUGGAGAGAAACCUUACCAAUGUAAAGAGUGUGGCAAGGCCUUUAAAGGGCACUCAGAACUUACUCGACAUCACAAAAUUCAUAGUGGAGAGAAACCUUACCAAUGUAAAGAAUGUGGCAAAGCCUUUAACUCUCAAUCGGCCCUUAAGAGACAUCACAGAAUUCACAGUGGAGAGAAACCUUACCAAUGCAAAGAAUGUGGCAAGGCCUUUACGCACCACUCAAGCCUUACCAACCAUCACAAAAUUCAUACUGGAGAUUGACCUUACCAAUGUAAUGAAUGUGGCAAGGCCUCUUCCCCCGAGGCACAUCUUAAUGUACAUCACAGAAUUCAUCUUGGAGAGAAACUUUACCAACGUAAAGAGCGUGGGAAAACUUUUGAUUACUGUUCAACUUUGACUUAUUAA